This is a messenger RNA of Hordeum vulgare subsp. vulgare (domesticated barley), 708 nucleotides long. Its product is annotated as DEAD-box ATP-dependent RNA helicase 13-like. The record is from RefSeq and is a predicted model, not a curated record. Bases 1 to 681 code for a protein of 226 amino acids. The transcript has 6 exons. NCBI's taxonomy places the organism in Eukaryota, Viridiplantae, Streptophyta, Magnoliopsida, Poales, Poaceae.
AUGGGUAGAAGCAGCACAGCUGCGUCCCGGAGGAGGGAGCAGUUUAAGGGGCUGGAGGACGGCUACGGCUACGGAGACGCCGGCCCGCCCCAGCCCCAGCAGCAGCGACUACUUGCCGCUCCUCCGUCCGGAGCUCCUCUGCAGGACCGUCGGGUGCUGCUGCUGGUGGUGGGCACCUCUGCUUUCAUCGCUGCUGCUGGUGGGCAACGCCGACGCCCUCCGAUCCCCGUCACCAACCCCCUGAGGCAUCCGCCUCUGCCUGUAGAAGAAGGGUUUGAGUCCGCAAAUAACAGAGUGAACAUAUUUUUCUUUGAAUCACAGGAUUUGAAUGCACUCUUGCAACAUCCCUUGCAGCCCAAGACAUUCUCACGCCCCUAUUUGGCUGGGGCGGGUAUAUCACCAUUGCUUCAAAAGCAACUAGAAGAGUUGUCCAAGAGGAAUGUAAACAGUAAUAGCAGUAAUGACGAUAAUAAAGGGUCACGAUUUGUUAUUAUUGGCCAUGAUCGUGUGGAACCGUUGCAAGCUCUUCAAGAUUCUGGACAAGAGAUUUGUGUGAACAUGGACAAGCAAAGGGAGAAGAGAAGACUUGCUAAGAAUUGGAGGCGAAAGAAACACGAAGAGAAGAAAAGCACACAGGAACAAAAGAGAAAGGACAGGAGAAGUGCUAAAGAGAGGGACUAGAUAAUAAAUGAAAUACUGAAAGAGGAG